GGCCAAGGAAAGGCCCUUCUCUCUCUUUUUAUAGUUUUGUACGCCGAAGGGCAUCCCCAUCCUUGCCCCUGCCUGGUGCCAUGUGUGCUACACCAACCAAGUAGGUAUAAAACAGUUGCUUCAGUGCUUCAGUAACUCGUAGUUGGUUGGGAAAGCUACAAGUGAUGUUGUUAACAGCUGUUGGAAGUUUGUCUGAAAUGUUUAAAAAAGAUGCAGUCUGUUUUACAUUUUGAGUGACUUUAAUCUGCACAAAUCCAUUUUGCAACCAUGGAGGAUGCUCUUCAGAAGCUCAUGAAGGAGUCUGGCGCCUCAAAAUAUGCUAAUAUUGCCACAUCAGCUAACCGAGCUCUCGAUGUACUCGAAUCUUACACGAGAGCUCCCUCAUUUGAGAACCGAAAAAAUGUCUUGGAAGCUGUGCAACAUGCUUUGGCCCAUGGAAACCAAAAGCUGAUUUCCCAAGCCAUUGUGGUGCUUCAAAAAAUGGUUCGAGAUGACCGUUUCCAUUCCAAAGAAAUUGAAAAGGACCAAUACCAAUGGAUGUCAUAUCAAGUCAUUGGAGCCUUAGAUGACUCCUCUUCGUCUUCAAGUUUAAACGAAGAGCAAAAACAAGAGCUCUUAAAGGUUUUACUCUCGUUGUCUUGCAAUCCGGGAUGGAUCAUGAAUGGAAGUUUAGUAGUUCAGGGCUUGAAUUUAUGCCUAAAUCUCCAUACAACCGGAAACAAUGGAACUAAGGCCGCGGCACAAGCGACUUCCGCUCAAAUUAUUUCGGAAUAUUGUAAAGAUCUCGACAAAACCUCUCAAGAGGACAAGUUCAACGACGCCAUGGGGUUAUUCCAAUUUCUCGGCUCUAAAAUGGAGGAUAUACCCAAGGAUUCGGGAGAAAGUGGAUCAGAGAUAGGACUGAUUCUUCAAUGUUUGAUCACUUUGAUCGCCACGAUACCCAGGGAAAUCGUGGCGAAUGAGCAUUUCCAGAAGCUGAUCCCAAAGCUGACUUCCACGCUGCUCAAUUACAUUGGACACAUAGAGAAACAAAGCAACGAGAAGGGUGGUUUUUGGAAGAAGAAAAACUCUGAGGAGAUCGUCUUAAGCGAACAUCAAUGCAAGAUUGUCUAUUCUGUCGUUAUCGAGCUUACCAAACUUUUGGGAUCAAGUCCCAGUCUGAGGCCGGUUUUGGAAAGCCUCCUUCACAGAGUAUUCACGUGUUCUCCUACCAAUCAGAGAUUGCAAAUGAUCAAGGGUCUCACCGAGCUGUUUUCGGAUGUCUCUCAACUAACAAAUCUCACAGUGUACAAUUUUGGUCAAGUUCACGAAGAUCCCGUUGCAUUGAUGGCAUUAGUGAUGAAAUGUUUGGAAAUCAGUUACAAGGAUUGUCCGACUACACUUGUCGAGCUCUUGAAAUGUUUCCAUCAACUGUUCGCAACAUUGAAUAAUCUGUCCAUGGGAUAUGGAAUCAACACUAUUGAAAAGGCCCACAGGAUCCAAAGCUUGUACCCAACUUUGAAAUCGAGCGAUUAUGAAGGACCAACAAGCUACGAUUACUACAAAAAGCAGUCCCAAAGCAAAAGUUCAGAAAAAGGUUCAGCUGAACAAAAAGUAAGGACAAUGUCCGACGAAGAUGAGGGUUCAAAUGACGAUGCUCGUGAUGAAGAGGGUCAGGAGAGUUCGCCGAAAAGGCUCCAAUCUGACGAAGAACCGGAUCAAAAAGUGGAUGGCCCUUUUCCGCAUAAAUCUAGGGAAGAUUCAGCUGAACAUAGGCGAAAAGAGAAUCCUCAAGAGGACGAAACAACUAGCGAAAUACCCAAAGAGGCCCAAGAACAAGAUCAUUUGGACAAGAAUCCCAAAGACGACGAAAGCGACAAUCAGUCGUUGGCAUCCGACGCCACCGAUGGGCCAGAAGAAGGUUACGAGGAUGAGCAAUCCACACUUCGGCUCGAUGCCUACGUGGACGAAGCAAGCCAAGUGGAAGCCGAAGCGAGUGUUUAUCGAAGCGGAAAGAUCCCGAAGCUCCUAGUUGAUGACCAAGCCCGAGCAGAAUUGAAAACCAAUCUCUGUCGAUUGGACAGUGAGCCAGAUAACGAUGCUGUCAAUGAGGUCGAGCGGGAAAAUGCCCGGAUCUUCAUCAAGAAACUGAAGGAAAGUCUCGACCACAUCAUAAGUGCUCGAGGUUCGGUGGAAAUCGACAACCGCAUCCAAGAAUUUGCUUCCAAAUUCUGCCAUGAAUUCUCCACCCAUUCCAUCGAGAACUGUGGGGCGACGUCAGGUCGUCGAGUUGUGAUACUUAAUGCCGACGGCGUCUACUUAACUUGCUACAGUGCAUUGCACUUGAACAUGCAAUUGUCCAUGGCCGGAUUCUAUAGCUCGGACCUCAAAGAUGAAGACAACAGUAUUCGAUUGCUCUCAUGGGAAAGUUUCAUGAACAAUAUUCUGGCCAGUGGACUUCUGAUUUACGUGUCUCCCAUCUGGCUCUCGGAAGUCUAUGACCAGGUCACGGAGGUGGAUAUCUUUGAAUUCGGCUGGAAACUAGAGAGCGGGAAAAUGAACGGCUUGAGGAACCUGCUGGUGGAUCUGGACGGAAUGAACCGCACUGAGAAGGGGGCUCAACUGGUUUGCGAGUAUCGCCGAUUUCGACCGGAUCUCCAAUGGAGCCGAAACGUAGAGGACGACGGAGAAAUCAAGGCCUGGGCUGGAAAGCUUCUGGCCAGAAGGAUCCUCACCUCGGGUUGGAGUCCAUUCUUAUCGCUUUUACAUCAAGCUUUGGGCCCUUACUUACAGCUCUCGAAUGGAGGGCGCUCCAAUGGUUUGGCCGGAUUGCUGGCCCCCUCCAAGAAGAAAUCAAAGGUCAACUUUGGUGAUGAACGCUUGGCCAAUGGGUUGGAAUGUCUUCGCAAGGCAUUGGGCCUUUGUCAGAAACUGGAAAUGCAUGAUCGUUGUGGGCAAAUGCUCGAACCUUUGACCUCUUUGAUUUGCCCAGACCUCCUCAAUUUACCAAAUGAGGCUCGGGAAGGGCAGCGGAGAAACUUGAACAAUCUUCUCAUUGUCGAGGAAGUGCUUCAAGAUGCUCUCGAGGCGGGAUCGCAAUCCAUUGACUGCUGGAAGUACAUUAUGCGAUGCGUCACAUACAUUCUUUAUACGAGUAAUGGACGAGGAGAUUUGCAGAUAGGUGCUUCAAAGAUGAAAAACUCGAGCCGCAAAAAAGAUUCGACCAACCCCGGAGAUGUCAACGACUUGAAUUUGAAGUUUGACUCACCGGAGCAGGGUGAAAACACUUUCUCGUUCUCGUCAUUCGCUUUGCCUCCGGGCUUUGAUCGGGAAACCGAUCACGUUGAGAAUUUGAGCGACAUCCUCGCCCACUACACUGAGGUCAAGGAGCGUAACACGAUUUUGACCCCUGAGGAGACCACUCAAGCCAAUGGGUUGCUGCUGAAGCGCAUUGAUCAACUCUUUGACGACGCUGCCAAGAAGCUGAAUCUGAAGGCCCUGGUGGGAUUUUUAUCCGAGCUCUGCUUUUGUUCUCACAAAGAAUUGUUGGUGGUUUUCCCUCGGAAAUCGGGUGCCCUCUCCACCAAGAUCAAGCACCAAAGGCAAAGACAACAGAAAUCUCAAGUGUUUUCGAGUGCGACAGCCAACGAUUCCCUGCUCUUCCACCGAAUCAGCGAAGUCAUGCUCAAAUGUGUGAAGAGCGGUCGACCGUUAUUACACAUCGUCAAGGCUUGGGCUCUGGUGGGCCAGCAUCUAAUGGAGGCUGCUUGUCAUAAGGAAGGGAUUAUAGCUCAAAAGGCCGUUCAAUACAUACACGACAUCGUGACAGUGUUCCUCCAAAACACGAGCGAGUUCCCCUAUUUCCAUUUCAAUGAGUCACUCUUCAAACCCUUCGAGAAUUUGGUGUGCAUGGAUCUUUGCGACAUGGACACCCAAGACCACAUUGUGUCGAGUAUAUGCGAAUUUGUGGAGGCUAGCACCACGGAGAUCGGCUCCGGCUGGCGAUCCCUAUUUGGAACGCUCAAAGCGGUGCAUUUUCCAUAUACUGAAGCCAUUCAAGUCACGGACGCACAUUGGCAAGCGGUGCUUGACGUCUUUGAAGCAUUCCUGGCCACGGAGAACCCCCAGGUGUUUGCUAAUGCCGCCUUGGACUAUGUCACUUGUCUCAUUCAUCACAUCCGAGGAUCCGAAGAACGACAGCAACUGGAGGAGCUGGUCAGUCUCAAAGAUGUGGAGAAGGUUCACUUGCCCAACGAUGGUUCAGGGGAAAAUCUGACCCAGUCGGCUUUGGGAUACAUCAUGCAAUGUCACGAGAUCCUGGGCCGCAUGUACAACAUGUCCUGCUGCCCCGUGUUCCAAGGGGCUCACCGAGUUCACUUGCUAGAUGUACCACAAGUGGUGGAUCCAGUCGUGCCUGAGAUGGAAGUGAUCAGCUUUGGUGAUGCUAGUCAAACCUUGCCACAUUUUCCUUACUCAUACGCAGAGCUUCAAACCUCGGAAUCAUUACCUACGGAAGAUUACGACCAGCUCUUUGCCAUGAGCAACAACCAUAGGGGGCUUUUACGAGUCUGGUAUUUGCUGUUGGAUGGAAUGACAUCUGCUGUUAUCAAUUGUCCACGCAGCCAGCAGUCUUUAGCAGCGGAUGCUCUUUUCACCAUCUUUGGGUCUUUACAAAACGACAAUCACAGCCCAGAUCUGCUUGCCUUUGGCCUCUAUUGUACGAACCAUUUGAUGCUGCCCAUGCUGCAGUCAUGGUUACGUCGAUCCCAGAGGACUUUCCAAGGGUGGCUGACUUCGGGAGCCAAUUUCAAGCAUUGCAUGGGUAAGACCACGGAACUGGUUCUUACCUGGAUGGUUCACCCCAAUCGAAAAUCUGUGGAAAACCAUAUCUAUUUGAUGUUUAAACAACUCCUCCUGAUUCUAAUCGAGUGCACCGUCAUCCCUGUCGAAACCAUAGCUCGCUUGGGUUGCUCGUGUUUCAGACACAUCAUCACGUCUCAAUCGCAAUGUUUCAGUCGGAAAGAAUGGAACGUACUCUGUCUGUCGCUUUGUCGAGCCUCGCAAAUAACUUUGUACCCGCUUCAUCAGAUAAUGAGUCCAUUCUAUGCAGGAUCCAGCAAUUUCUAUGGAGAUAUGGGGGACGUUAAAGUAGCUGCCAGACGGGAUUCAAGCAAGCGAGAAACCCAUCGGCUCGCCCAAUUAGCUCAGCAGGUUUUGCUCUUGGAUCAACAAAGGAGUGAGCUGCAAAGCUUCCCAGACAACCCUGAUGUUGAGGAGCGAUCCUUUCUGUUCCUUUUAAACCCUCCGGGUUUAAACCAAAACGGGGAUGGCCUCAGCGAUGCCUCGCUAAUUCGAGUCCCUUUAAGAGCCUUGUUGACAGGUCUGACGGCUCAUCAUAUUUUACUCCAAAUGAUGGGCACGCUGCUACUGAAAGGCACUAAUCACAUCAUACCCAGUCUGGCCAAUCUGUUGCUUCAAAGCUCUAUUAUGACUCCAAUGACUCCUGGAGAUGGUUCGGCCAAAUCUUUUGAGGAGGGACACGUCAGCUUGCCCGGCAAUCUGCCUAAUUUGACCUCUGAAAACGUGCAAAUGAUCCUUUGCUCGUUACGCUUCUCACAUCAAUCCGCCUUGGAAUUCGAUUGCCGACCGGGAAUGAAGUUUCUCGUUCAGAAAGUUGCUCAACUGAGUAAUGCUGCUAAUUUGUACAAGCAAGCAGGGGCAUCAUGGUGUUUAAUGGCACUCACUUUAUUUCAUCUGUGCUUGGCCAGGUUAAGAGAUUCCGAAGUCACUCCCAAGGAGAUCAAACGUUCUCUGGAGCAGGAGCAUCGAAACCGGAACACCAGUCAGUUCUCGGCCGUCCAAACCGGCAAGGUUUCCAAAGAAGGGGAAGCCGACACUCUGAUCAUCGAGAGCGUUUCUACCACCAACGAGUUCUUCGUGGACCUCCACAACUUAUUCCUAGACAUUUGCGAGUUGUACGUGGAUAUUAUCGUGGAUAAGGAAGGGCAUCAUAACAAGAUGGAUGAGAUGAGCAAGCAGCAGCUCUAUUUUCUAACCGUUGAACCUGAUGAUUUCCAAGCCGUCUUCAAACAGUCGAGUCGUGAAAGUAUCUCCCGAAAAAGUUCAACGCCAUCAGGUCGUCAAACACCCUCAAGUAUCAUGUCUGACAAAUCUGACUCACCUAAAGCCUCGGGUAUGAAUUCUUCGUCCCCAAAGCGACCGUUUCACUUCUCUGAUUUCACGUCCCAACCCAUUCGCCCGGACUCGCCCAAUGUGAGCGAAGACUCGGACAUCCAGGCCCAUCGAUUGAUCAAGGGCGGAUCAAUGACCUCCAACGCCAACAAGGAGGAUGGGGACGUGUUCUUCAACGAGGAAGAAGAGGUCUUCCGGGUGACCACUCAAGCUGAGUACGAUGCUAUGAUGUCCGAAUUCAGAUUUCGAAAGGGCAAGCGAUCCCUGCCCUCUACCUCAUCCAAGGACCCUCUCCAGAGUGUUGGAAUGCUAGACGACUCAGAGCGCUCCACCACGUCGAAAGGUUCGCAAGGCAGAGCCCGAAGAAAUCCUUUCAUGGCGCGAGCGAGUCGUCGGAUUUCCAAUAGCGACGAAACCGACCCCGAGAUCGCCAGCCAACAACGCUCGAGUUUGAUGGCAGAUAGCGAGGCUCAAAUCAAAGUCUGGACCGAGUUGGUCCAAGUAUUCCUACACUUGUCCUUGGAACUCUCCGAAUCCGACUUCCAGAAAUUCCUACCCCUUCUUUUUCCAGGGGUCAAAGCCCUCACGGUUCAUGCGCAAGACGACGAGCUGAAACAGAACGUAGCAGCAUUUUUCCAACGAGUGGCCAACAUUUACGGCUUUGACUCUGAUGCAUAAAGCGAUAAAAAUGUAACCUCUCGCCGGACCAUCCUCUCAUCCUUAUCUGCCCGUUUCACAAGUACACAAUACCUUAUGGUGUUCGUGCACCUACCAAAUAUGAGGGAAUCUUAAAAGCCAAGCAACAACAUUUGCCAAUCUCGUGUUUGUAAACCAUCAUUGUUCUUCCUGUGAUCAGGUAUUAAAAUCAUUCCAUGUACGU
Molecule: messenger RNA, 7051 nt
Organism: Tigriopus californicus
Lineage: Eukaryota; Metazoa; Arthropoda; Copepoda; Harpacticoida; Harpacticidae
Product: brefeldin A-inhibited guanine nucleotide-exchange protein 3-like
Exons: 16
Coding region: 268-6849 (2193 amino acids)
Biological process (GO): regulation of ARF protein signal transduction
Molecular function (GO): guanyl-nucleotide exchange factor activity
Source: RefSeq, a predicted model, not a curated record